Molecule: messenger RNA, 7775 nt
Organism: Triplophysa rosa
Lineage: Eukaryota; Metazoa; Chordata; Actinopteri; Cypriniformes; Nemacheilidae
Product: piezo-type mechanosensitive ion channel component 2
Exons: 51
Coding region: 132-7577 (2481 amino acids)
Source: RefSeq, a predicted model, not a curated record
UCCGUUACAAUGGGCUGUCAGUGGUGUACCUGCUGUUCCUUCUGUCCGCUCCUCUGGUGCCCAGUCCAAACGUGGCUACUACAAAGGGUAAGAGUGUGAGGUUUCUUCACACUGUGUGCUCGACCGCUGUCAUGUUUCUGGCUCUUCAGUGUGGGAUGCAAAUCCCCUUCACUUAUAUUCAGAAACAUGUGAGUGGACCCUGGGACAAUGUGUUCUUCCACCUCGGUGUUGUCAGGUUCAGUGAUGUGGACGCACGCAACAUCAUACGCCUGCUGAUGCCGGAUGUCACCGUGUUCUCGUCUACACUCUUCAUUCUGCGUCUGUGUUCAUCCAAACAGUCCCGUGACACGAAGAGCGCCGAGCAGCCGAUGUCUGACAGCGAGGGUUCAGAUGAAGACACGUCGGACUCAGAGUCUGAAGACGAGAGCAGAACGUCAGAGAGUAGCGAUGAGAAGAAGGAUCCAGCAGCGCCCUCCUCUCCGCCUCUCCUGCAGAAGAUCUCUGUGUUCCUGAGCAAUCUGAGACUUCUGGUGUCUUCUCUCAUGAACACGGCAGGGAAAGUGUUGGUCACGGUGCUGUUGGGUCUGUCAGGUGUCAUUCUGCCUUCGCUGACGUCGGCGCUGUAUUUCGGGGUGUUCGUGUGUCUGGUGUGGUGCUGGGUUCUGGCCUUCAGUGUUCCUCUGCUCUACUUCAGCUCUCUGUGUGUCAUGAUGACCAUCUUCAGCGGAGGACACGUUCUCAUCCUUUAUCUCUAUCAGCUGCCUCUCAUCCAGCACACCGUUCCUCCUCAAGACGUCUUUGCCAGAUUGUUCGGUUUGACAGCACUCGUCCACACAAACGUGUCUGAUCCUUAUGUUCUGGCUCUUCAUGAGGACGGCAGCUGGCCGGCGAUGCUUAAUCCACUUCUGCUCCUCAUUCUCUACUUCACACUCAUGGCUUUACUGCACCGCUGGACUUCAGCUGAGCCUGUGGUGGUGGUGAUGUGGAGGAGGAACACAUGGGAAGAUGAAGUCUCUCUGAUGUUAGAAGAACACCACUCAGCUCACUUAUCUUACGAUGACGAGAAGGUCAGCACAGCAGAUGAUGACGAUGAUGAUGAUGAAUGUGAGUCCAGCGCUGCCGUUCUGCUCGGACACUUCAUCAUGAAACAGAGUUACAUCAUCGCUCUCAUCAUCAUGAUGGUGUGGAGCAUCACGUAUAAGUCCUGGCUCACAUUAGUGUUAUUGGUGUGGUCGUGUGUGAUCUGGAUGCUGAAGAAUCGUCGGAGGUUCGCGAUGCUCAGCGCUCCGUUCCUGGCCGUGUACGGCACAUUUCUGCUGGUUAUCGCCUUCAUCAGUGAACUUCAUCUUAACCAGAAUCACCUUUUCCCCGUCUUACCAAAACUUGUUCUGAUGGAUUUUGAUGUCUACGGUUAUCCAGUGCCCUGCGUGCACCUCAUCACAAAGGGGUUUUACGCGUUUACGUUCUGGAUGCUACUUCAUCAACACUUGAAAGAGAAAAAGGAAGGACGUCAGCAGAAGAGUGAAGAGUGUUUAACAGAGAUCAAAGUUCAAGCGUGUAAGAAUAAUCCUUCUUCAGAUAUGAUGACAGUGUUGGGAUUGUUGAUCAAAGGAACGCUGGUGAAGUACUGGAUCUUCUGCUGUUGUUUCAUGUUCUUCAUCAUCAGUUUCUCAGAUAAAGUGGCCGUUUAUAAAAUCCUCUACAUCUGUUUAUUUCUCUUCUGUGUGGUUUUAUAUGAGGUCCAGUAUGAGAUGUGGAGGAGAGUGCUGAAACAUUUCUGGAUGGUUGUGGUGGCGUAUUCCAUGACGGUGUUGAUCUUGAUCUACGUCUAUCAGUUUAAAAGUGUUUGCAGUCUCUUUCAGCAGAUCUUUGGAGUGUCGGAGGAGAGGUUGAGAGAUUUUGGCUUGGAACAGUUUGACGUGGUUGAACUCUUCGCUCGGAUUUUACUGCCAGCCUCAUUUCUCCUGGCCUGCAUCCUUCAACUGCAUUACUUCAACAGCCACUUUCUCAUUCUAACUGAUCUGAAGACGGUACCGCCGGCCAGCACCACAAACAGAGAAGAUGAGCUGAGAAAAACACUGAAAAGUAUUUUUGACGUCAUAAACAAAAACAUGGAGACGUUAAAAGAUCGACUGACGCAGGAGAAGCUGAGCACUGAAUCUACUGAACACAUCAACAGUCUGUCUUCAUCUAUAGACAGAAAUCAUGGCACGGAUUCAAAUGAUGAUGAUGAUGAUGACGUGGCAGUGAAGCAGUGGAUGGUGGCGGUGGAGCGGCUUCAUGUCUUUGUUCUGCGAGGUGUUCUGUGUUUGUGGAGAUGUCAGGAGCUGUGCUGGACAAUACUGGAGAUUCACAGCUUUAAACUGGUUUCUGCUGGUGUCAUGUGGGUGUGUGUGCAGGAGGUGUGUCUGAUGAACUUCUUGUUCUUGGUGUUAUGGGCGUUUGCUCUGCCGUUUCCGAGGCUGCGACCUUUGACCCUCAGCGUGUCGUCUGUGUGGGCGUGUGUGAUGGUGGUGUGUAAGAUGAUGUAUCAGCUGAAAUUCAUCAAACCUUCAGUGUAUUCCUCAAACUGCAGCGCUGCUCUACGGCAGUCGUCUAAUGUGAGUUGGGUUGAUGGUAAGACGUCUGAGCUCUUGAGAAUCUCUGGACUCUAUGCAGCACCAGUAGAUCCAGGACUGUGGAUUGGUGGAUUGAGAAAGUGUGAGGAUCGUGUCCUGCCCUGUCUCUGGAAUCACCUGUUUAUUUUAGGUCUGCUUGUGUUUGAAGUGACCGUUCAUCGUCAUCAGUUACAUCAUCAUCUUCAGAACGGCUUUAAAGCAGCGUCAUACAGCAGCGCUCUGAUCCAGGGUGUGACACGCCAACAUCUGGACCACAGCAUUCUGUCCUGUCUCAAAUACUUUACCAACUACUUCUUCUACAAGUUUGGUUUGGAGGUGUGUUUUGUGGUGGCGGUGUUUGUCAUUGGUCAGAGGAUGGAUGUAUGUGCUCUUCUUCACUCACUGGCACUGAUGGUUGUUCUAGCACGCCGUCGCAGGAAGGCCAUUGGAGAAGUGUGGAGAAAAUACUGCUGCUUCAUCACAGGCUUUAUUGUUCUGCAGUAUAUGCUGUGUAUUGGCCUUCCGCCAGCGCUCUGUGUCGAUUAUAUCUGGAGGACGUCAUCUUCUGCUUUGAGUUCUAAUCUGAUCAAGUGGUUAUAUCUACCAGACUACGCCAUGACACCAGACGCCACCUUUAUCUUCUAUGACUUUCAGCUGUUGUUGGUAGCUUCUCUGCAGUUGCAGGUGUUUCUAGAUGAAAAUCAGGCUCACAUUAGACUCCUGGCAGGAGAGAACGUGGAGAUCAGCCAAAGUUUAAAUCCAUCAGCACUCAGUCAAUACUCGCCGGUCCAGAAUUUUCUGCAUUGCAGGUCGUGUCUGGACAUGGUGAAGGUGUUUCUCUUCAGUCAUUUCUUCUGGCUGGUUUUAUGUCUCAUCUUCAUCACCGGCACCACCAGGAUUAACAUCUUUUGUUUGGGUUAUCUGAUGGCUUGUUUUUACUUCAUGUUAUUUGGAGGAACAUUACUGCUGCAGCCGGUGAGACAUGUGCUCAGAUUAUGGGAUUGUCUGAUAGCGUACACCUGUGUGGUCAUCAGUCUGAAGAAUCUGCUCUCGUUGGGUUCUUGUGCGUAUCUGGAUGGGUUACAGGUUCACGGCUGUUGGCUCAUUCAGGCCUUCAGUAUGUUCUGCACCAUCAAUGGCUACAAUUUACCUAAAGCUGAUGGUGAGUGUGAACUGCCGGCGGGCGAAGCAGGAAUCAUCUGGGAUGCCAUCUGUUUCACUGGCUUACUGAUUCAGAGGAGAGUUUUUCUCAGUUAUUAUUUCCUCUAUGUGGUGUCUGACCUUCAGAUCUCAAAGAUUCUCGCUUCCAGAGGUGCGGAGCUGUUUGAAGCCAAAGUGAAGAAACGGGUGGAGGCCAGAUUAGAGAUGGAGAAGAAAUCCGUGGAGAUACUGAAGAAACAAAUGGAGAAAAUCAAGUCUAAACAGAAGAAAUCUUUUGAUGAGUCUUCAGAUCAGCCAAAGCAAAGCGAUGUUGGAGACUGUGGUUAUCAUCUCUUUCAGUCUGACAGUGAGGAGGAGGAAGAGGAGACACCGGACCAGACACGUGAAGACACUUCACCAAAGAAGAAAACUGCUUUUCAGUUGGCGUAUGAAGCCUGGGUGGCCGGAUCUAAAGCGGCUCUCAGAGAUCACCAGCGUCAAGAACAAACACAGGACACACAGCAGGACGGCAAAAGAAAGUUACACAGACAGAAGGGCUGUGAGAGAGAGGAGGAGGAGGAGGAGAAGCUCAGUUUUCAGGAAGUAGAAGAAGAACGAGAUCCCAUACUAAAGCGGACGCUGGAUGUGUUGAAGUUUCUCUGGGUUUUUCUCGUUUCUCUGACGGAGGAUAUAAUAUCAGGCCUGAAGUCUCUGUGCAAAGACAGUCUGGACAUCUCCAAGGUGCUUCGCUUCGAGAGAGCACUGCUGAGUCAGCAACAGAGGAAGGGUAAAGAUGUGACUCAUGACAGCAUUCAUCAGUUCUACAAAAACUGGCUGUCCAGACGAAACACAGAGGCGUCGCUGGACAUGAGCAAAGACAUGAGAGAGAAAAGCUCACCGUCUCCUCCAGCGCUGAGCGAUUCCAUCAAACUCAACAGUGUUUACUCAUGGCACAGCGGCAGUGUGUCCAGUUGUCAGACAGAUGAAACCGCUCUAAUGACACGUGAAUCGACUCUUGAUGAUGUGAACGCUCCAGAUUCAACUGUUGUCAUGAAAUCUACGGUUGACAUGACAAACACAGAUCAGACUCUCGAGGACGGAGACGUCGUGUCAGAAGAUCCCCACGACACACACGAGCGGAUGAAUGAUGACGUGAUGAGACAGGAGGAGUGGAGGAAUGAAGAGGAUCUGCAUGAGGAGAAGACGGAAGAGUCCAGAGUGCUCGGACAAGAGACCAGAGCUCUUACUGCCAGUGAACUACUGCUUAACAAGAUAUUUGAUAUUCCAGAGAUGGAGGAGUCAGAGAGUUUCUACUCUUCUUUGCCGUGUAGCGUGCGUCUGGUGUUUGCUCUUUACAACACGAUGGAGUCUCAGUCAGAGAUGUUUUGUUAUUUCGUGAUGAUCCUUAAUCACAUGGUGUCAGCUUCUCUUCUCUCACUCUUUCUGCCCAUCCUCAUCUUUCUGUGGGCCAUGCUGUCUGUUCCCCGACCCACCAAACGCUUCUGGAUGACCGCUAUCAUCUACACUCAGCUGACGGUUGUGGUGAAGUAUUUUUUUCAGUUUGGCUUUUUUCCAUGGACUUCUUCAGCGUAUCGUGGGAUAAAUGUGGAGCGAACGUUUGCGUUGCCCAACAUCAUUGGCAUUGAGAAGAAAGACGGUUACGUCCUGCUGGAUCUCAUUCAACUCAUCGUUCUCUUCUUCCAUCGCUCCAUCCUCAAGUGUCACGGCCUGUGGGACAACAAGGAGGUGGAGAUGCCAGACUUCUUUAAGAAGCUGAAGAAGAAAACAGAAAAGAACAAGAUGACCGGAGGAUCAAGGCGGCGAGAGGAGACCACGUCUGGACGGAGACGUCUGGCCAUCCUUCCACUGCAGUCGUCAUACACGUCUUUCUUUCAGAAACAGAGAGGAGAGAGCACAGAGAGACACGAUGAGAAGCUACACAAGAGAAGACGCUCGAAGAAGAAGCGUCAGGAGAAAGCGCCGCUCAGCAGAAAAGACCGAAUGAAACAAAUCAUAAACAACCGCAUGCUGGAGGCCAAAGCUGCCAUCAUAGAGUUUGCUCUACAUAUAUAUUUACCCAUAAGGCAGUUCUUCUAUGACAUCAUUCACCCCGAGUACAGUCCGGUGUGUGACGUGUACGCGCUGAUGUUUCUGGUGGAUGUGGCGAACUUCAUCGUCAUUAUAUUUGGAUACUGGGCUUUUGGAAAGCACAGUGUGGCGGCUGAUAUAACUGAGUCAUUAUGUGAAGAUCAGGUUCCUGAAGCGUUUCUGGUCAUGCUCUUGAUUCAGUUCAGCACAAUGAUCGUGGACCGAGCGCUCUAUCUGCGUAAAACUCUUCUGGGAAAGUGUGUUUUUCAGGUGGUGCUGGUGUUUGGUAUUCAUUUCUGGAUGUUCUUCAUUCUUCCCGGCGUCACAGAACGGAGAUUUAACAGGAAUCGAGUGGCUCAGCUCUGGUAUUUUGUCAAGUGUAUUUAUUUCGGUCUGUCGGCAUAUCAGAUCAAGUGUGGGUAUCCAAACAGAGUUCUUGGAAAUUUUCUCACCAAGAACCACAAUUACUUCAACCUGUUUUUAUUUCAGGGUUUCCGGAUCGUUCCCUUCUUGACGGAGUUACGGGCCGUGAUGGAUUGGGUCUGGACAGACACGACUCUCAGUUUGUCUAACUGGAUCUGUGUGGAGGACAUCCAUGCCAAUAUCUUCAUCCUGAAGUGCUGGAGAGAAGCAGAGAAGAAAUAUCCUCACAGACCCGGACAGAAGAAGAAGAUGCUGGUGAAAUACACCCUGGGCGGCUUCAUCAUUUUCGCUCUCAUCUGCAUCGUCUGGUUUCCUCUUCUCUUCAUGUCAAUGGUCAAAUCUGUUACGGGAGUAACCAAUCAGCCGUUAGAUGUGUCUAUCCAGCUAAGCAUUCUGGGAUAUGAGCCGUUAUUCACCAUGAGCGCUCAGGAGCAGAACUUGAUCCCAUUCUCUCAAUCAGCUUUCCAGAAGAUGACCAAUCACUUCGCAACCCAUCCGUCAGCGAUGCAGUUCAUUGUGAACUAUAUGCCAGAGGACGUUGUGAUGGCAAAGGUCAAAAGUGAUGCCAGUUUACUGUGGAGCAUCAGUCCGGCCAGCAAACAAGCCAUGAUCCAUGAACUUAACAACUCCACGCACUUCUACAUCACACUGCGAUGGACUUUACUACGAAAUGUGUCUCUGGUGAUGAACGAGGAGGCGGUUGGUGAACGAACGGUGAAAUAUGAAGACGUGACGCUGAAACAAGAGCUGGUGUCCAUGCUGAGAGGAACACAGAGCCGUCCGCUCAUGCUGGAAAACCUGCUGCCAAAAUACAUCCGAGGAUCAGCCGGACCGAACGCUAAACUGGCACAUCGACUCUAUCUGGAACAUUCCAGACACUCUGAUGAGCUUCAUCUGCAGUUCUUCCGUCCUCUGUCCGUCAAACUGCAGCGGGCCAAUGAGAGCUCUUCAGAGGCGGGUCAGCAGUGGUGGGUGGUGAAGGAAUGUUCUCUCAGCACGUGUCACAGCAUUGAGCUGGUGUUGUUCAAUGAUAAAGUCAGCCCGUCCAGCGUGGGCUUUCUGGCCGGAUACGGAAUCGUGGGUAUGUACAUGUCUGUGGUUCUGGUCAUCGGUAAGUUUGUGCGCGAGUUCUUCACGGGAAUAUCUCGAUCCAUCAUGUACGAGGAGCUGCCGUGUGUGGACCGCGUGCUGAAACUGUGUAAUGAUAUUUUCAUCGUGAGAGAGACGGGUGAAAUGGAGAUGGAGGAGCAGCUGUUUGACAAGCUCAUAUUCCUGUAUCGCUCACCAGAGACCAUGAUCAAAAUGACACGCGAGAAGAAACAGCUGUAGAUUUCAACCUGCGCACACAUGAGCGCUGAACAAAUGAUCCCGUGAGGUGUUUUCAAGAAAAGACACAACGACGCUGAACUUUCCUCAGUAACGUUACAAUGCAUGUGUUCUGUACUCGCUGUCAUCACGUGAAACACAUUACCUGUCAUUUGUGUGUCAUUCCUGUAGCAUGCAGAUAGAUUUCAUUCUCACAAAGCA